AAAAACAAAAGAAAAUCAACCAGAGGGAUAUUUGUAUUGUGUUUUUGGGAAAAGUCUGACUUACUUUAAACCUCGUCAAGUAAAUGAACCCUACACCGGAAGUCCUGGUGUUUACCUUUCAAAAUAAUACGAUCUGAAUUUACAAGAAAACUAAGUUUGAAUUUACAAACCAGUUAACAAAUAUUGAUACAGAUAGAUUUUAAUCAAUCACUUAUUUUAUUUCUCUCAAAGUGUCAGUCAAGACUAAACAGAUGCAUAAACCAGAUGUAUCUGAUGUAAAAUACAACACAAACAACAUGGUUUUAAGAUAUUAAAUUAUGAAGACGUUUUACUUAUUAUGAACAAUUUACUGAACAAGUAGAUCUUUGGUUUAAAGGGCCAGUACUGUCAAAAUCAAGAUUUCCUGGCUUUUUUCAUAAUAAAUAAGGUCCAGUCUCUGUAAGUACAGUAAGUGUCAAAACAACACAAGGAUAAUCAUCGCACAGGAUUAAUAUGGAUAUUAAUACAAGAGACCAAAACUAACUCUGAAUUAAUUUACCUUUGCAAAAUUCAUCGGUAACCGGUGUCGGCCGCCACCGGCAAGGUUCAAUAUGGAACCUUGAACGUAUUGUUAUUGUAUUUUCUUCAGUGCGCUUUUAUUCUGAAACGUGACCGGAAGUUGUACGUCUCGUGUGUUUUACUCUGACAGCCGCCGGUGUUUCCGGUGUGUGGGCGGGGCUCCGGUGACAGCUGCAGCUCCGGGCGUCGCUCGUCACUUUGUUUUUCUUCGAACGGAGAAAAAGUAAAAAGCGCAUUUGGAUUAAAAACCCCAGAAAAGAAGAAGAAUAAAGAAGUCUGUUCGCUCGGCGGGAAGAAGAUUUGACCUUUGACCUGCAGAGAAGAGGAAACAAACCGGCUGCAGCAGCAGGACGUGAACGGAGCCACGACGGGAAGGAAAAACACUGGAGGCCUCGAGCCAGAUCAGAGCGGGACCGAGUCUUAAAGAUCAACAGGAGAAUCGGCUGCAGACGAACAUGGCGCUGUUCUUCUCUGGAGCUGUGACGAGUUCACCUAUAAAGCGACGCUUGCGGGCGAAUCCGUCCUGUCAGAGCCUCGACCGCUCGCUCCUCUCCCCCGACUCCUCCUACGUCUGCUACUCCUCGCCGGACGGCGGCGACCCGAGCUGCUGCCGCCGCUCGCCACGCCUCCUCACCAACGGCUACUACGACGUCACCGAGGACAGUUUCUCCUGGGACGACGACGGGAACGUGUCGCUGACGCCGUGUAAGACCAACGUGUCGUACAAGGAGAACCUGGUCAGGGUUUUCCGCCGCAGACGGAGGCCUCGCAGUUCGCUGGCUCGCCUCCUGAGCAACGUCACCGAGAGCUGCCAGUCGUGGCUGGACGAGAACGUGUUCAGAGGCGUGUUCGGGACGGGACAGAACCUGGACCUGGACCGGGACCGGGACCUGGACCGGGACCUGGACCGGGACCUGGACCUGGACCUGGACAGAGAGUACGAGCGAGGUCUCGGCCAGCAGGGCCCGGCGCCGCCGCUGGACGAGUCCUGGUCCGGAUUGUGCAGCAGCACCGAGCUGGACGACGUCCGCAGCUUCACAUACGACCCGACGGAGGCCCCGCCCCCUCCCGACAAAGUGUCUCCGCCCCCGACGCUGCUCGUCCAGGAGGAGAUUUGCUCUGAGAUCUGUCAGUCAAAGGAGCGGUUCGCCCAGUCGGUGGGCGGUCUCUCUGAAGUCCCGCCUCCGUCUGCCUUCUACGCCAACGCCUGCUGCUGUCAGGCCUCACCUGAGCCCACGGGGUUGACGAUGAAGGCCUUCCUCCUCCUCAUCCUCACCGUCUUCAUCGCCACGGCUCUUUACUCCGGGUGUGUGUGGUGGAGCUCGACCGUCGCGUCCAGCGUGUUCCUGACGAUCACCACGUUUAUGUUCCUGACGAAGUCGGGGCCGAUGGGCGAGUGGAGGCGGGCGAAGACGGAGGACAUCACGUCAAGAAACGAGUAAAAGGGACGAGACGAGACGAGAAGAUGAAUAUUCAACGUUUCACUUAAUGUUUGCAUGUACGUUUGCACUUAAAGGACCAAGAGUCGCCGAGCUCCGGAAAACAUUUCACAGCAACAACGACCGUUCGACUGCGAAAAACCCCCAAAUGAUCCGUUUCUGAACGUGGAUCUGAGUUUUCUGCUCCGAGGCGUCGACCAGAAAAGCUGCGUCGCUUCUGAUUCGGAGAGAAUUUAAAUUAAACGAGGCUGGAAACAUUGGAACCGUAGACUGUAAAUAAAGAUACAGCAAAGCUAAAAUAUCUCGGAUAAGGUCACCGCCAUCUCGUGCUGGUGACGCCAUGUGGCGACCUGGAGCCCAAUUCAGGCUCCGCCUCCUCCAGAGGCAACAUGUGAAGUCGGAUUGCGUCGCAGCGGCGCGACUCGGCCGUCCACAUCUCGUCGGCUCCUUCAAAUGCGUCUUUCCAGUCCCGGGCGACGAAGAUCCAACGGCCAAUCGGUGGAUCGGUAGGUGACUGCUGCUCUGUUGCUUGGCGACAGCCACCAGGGGGCGAUCAUGACGAUCUGGCUCGUCCGUCUUUAUUCACAGUCUGCGGCUGGAAACACGGUUGUUUUCUGGUAAAAUGCCGAAGGAACUCGAGUCGCCGUAGUUUAGAUAAAAAUCCUAUCAAACACAAAGACAUGACAAAUGUAGCAGAUGUGUUUCUAAGAGACUGUUACCGUUUCUUCUGUUGCUCGUAGUUGAACUUGGCUGGUUUGGGUCGUUCCAACGUGAGCAAACGUUCAGCGACCGGAAGAAACAAUUCAGGUCAAAAGAAAAGACAGAACCAGCAACAAGAGGCAGUGAAGCUUCACGUCAGUUGAAACAGGAGCUGUGAGUUCUUCUGACAGAAAAGAAAAGAACUCCAAACGUUGUAGUCGAUCGACCUCGAAUCACUUUUAACUGCAGGAGUUAGAUUCAGGGAGUUUUGUUCUCCUGACGAAACUGAAUUAAGAGUUUUAUUCCAAGACGACGCGUAGAAAUCACAAGUGUGGUUGAAGAGUGUCGAUACAUUGAAGCUGCAAACUCCGGGUUGACUCGUGAAAAGAAAGAUUUCUGUAGUUUGACUGGUUCGACUCGAAGCGUAAAGAUCCAGUUCCGUCCACUCGACCUCACUGACGACGUCACACUGACGACGUCACACUGACGACGUCCCACUGAUCAGGGGGUUUUAAUCUCAAAUAUAACAAUGUUCUCCAGUCUGAACUUUUUUUCGAUGAAGUCGUUUUGUGGUAAAACUCUUCAGUGGUUAAAGUGCCUUUAGUGCUGAGACACAGAAUAAAACAGGGAAGAGUUUAACAAGUGUCUGAUGGUGUUUGAUUUGACCUGCGUGCUGCAGCAGGCGGGUGGAGUUAGUGAGGUUACAGAUCACUUGAUAAGAACUACCUCACAUGACAGAAACCGUCUGUGGAAACAUUUAUUUAAUGUCUGCUUACAUGGAGGGGGGCGGGGCUUAUGACCUGUACUGCAGCCAGUCACCAGGGGGCGAUCAGGAUGAUUUGGCCUCAUUUUUCAGGGCUUUCAUGUCGGCCAUCUUUAUGGCUGAACACAGUUAAAGUCUCGUCAGGACAAACUCCACCCAGCUGGCGUCACAGGCAGCACGAAUCAAACACACCAUUUAGGUCUGCGUUUGUGUGAAGGUGAACUCUUGUUCACACUCUGAGGCAGCUGGAUUUCUGAGGGAGCAAUAAUUACAGAAAACAUAAAGAUGAAACACGAGGUGAGUUGACCUCAUCCCUCGAGCUCUUUUAACGAAACCAUGUUGAUGUUUUCAUCAGGAAAAGUGUUGAAGUGAAGCUGGAACCAAACCAAUGUAAAGAAACACAAGUACUGUACCUCACGACUUUAUAAGGUCUUUUAAAACUUUAUAGAGUUUUUAAAAAUUCAAUCACGUUUGGGCCUCGAACUUCGCCAAGACCUUUAGUGAACCAGGAAGACGAGAUGAGUCGUGGUCAACUCUUCUGUGUGGACUGUCGAUGUUUAAUGUGAUUUUGUGGAACAAAAUUUUUGACCAGUUGAGUUUCAGAUUGUUUUUCUGUUAUUUCAUGUAUAAUCACGCUGCGUUCAAGUCAAAUGGGAAUUAUCGCAACUCCCAUUUUCUGAUUUAUAAAUUACGGUUCACGCGAAGAAAGCUUUUUAAUUCACACAGAUAAUUUUUGGGGGAAAGUGGAACACGGCCGACCAAAGUCUGUCGUUUAAUCUGAUUAAACCGAAGUUUCAUUCCAUUUCAUUAAAACCGUGGAUUCUCUGUGAAUGUGAAUCAUCUUGUGAAUCAUGUCAUGUGACCUGAACGCAGCAUAAGGUCUGGAACAUUAAGGGUUAAGGUCCGGUCCCGCCAGAACCAAGCUAACCGCUAGCUACGUUCUGAAAUUAGUCAGUAAAUAAGUUCCGUCGUAUUAAACAUCGUCGGCGCGACCGGACCUUUAGAACUCGUUUCUGAACCGUCCGAUGUGUGUUCGAGUAUCUGUUCACUCAAAGUGCCAAAAAUGUUACGUCACCAAUAUGUUAUUAUCAAUGAUUUAUAAAAAUCAAUCUAUUUAACCAAUAUUUCCUAACACUUGCUGCUCUGCAUGACUUUUUUUAUGACUUUGCAUUUAAAGCUGCAAAUAUGACACAUAAUAUUUUUAUAUUCACGAUGAAUCAAAUUGAGCCUCUUCGUUGUUUUGGGGGUUUCGGACAAAAACUACGAGGGAGAUAUUUUUCUCCGGAGGAGGCGGAGACUAAAAACUUCGCAUCAGUGUAAGAGAGAGUUUUUGUUCAUCUUGUUCUGCUGCCCCCUGGUGGCCAUAAAUCAACCAGUGCAGCUUUAAAUGCUCAAAGUUAUUAACUUACUACUACUUACUAAAAAGAAAAGUAAAAUAGUGAAUUUACUGCACAAGACGACGGGAAUUUCCCGAGACGAAGACAUUUAAUAUGAAUUUAGAUUUGUCUCUUGUUACUGUACAUGAUGCUGUUUAUGAUGUUGUACUGAGUUUUAUUGUUUGAAAUGUGAUUCUCUGCUCGUUGCAGCGCUUGUCACUCAUGUUGUCAUUUCUCUGAACUGUAUCAUGUUAUUAAAGUCUCUGCUCGGAAAACUGUCAAAUUAAAACUUAAACUGACACGUAAA
Scophthalmus maximus (turbot) is the source of this 5142-nucleotide messenger RNA. RefSeq names its product transmembrane protein 71 (gene tmem71). The record is from RefSeq and is a predicted model, not a curated record. The coding region runs from base 1014 to 2000 and encodes 328 amino acids. NCBI's taxonomy places the organism in Eukaryota, Metazoa, Chordata, Actinopteri, Pleuronectiformes, Scophthalmidae. The transcript is spliced from 11 exons.